Messenger RNA from Cryptomeria japonica (Japanese cedar), 1684 nucleotides. Its product is annotated as high mobility group B protein 6. Bases 1 to 1224 code for a protein of 407 amino acids. Gene Ontology annotation, molecular function: DNA binding. NCBI's taxonomy places the organism in Eukaryota, Viridiplantae, Streptophyta, Pinopsida, Cupressales, Cupressaceae. The transcript is spliced from 6 exons. The record is from RefSeq and is a predicted model, not a curated record.
AUGGAGUUAAUUAACCCUGUCUCUUUAAAGAACGUAAUUGUUUUAUUUGAAAUCGGAGUAGCAGUAACGGAUGCAAGUGCAGAGAAAAUGAAUACAGAAUGCGAGCAAAACACGCCCAAAAAGUGGAGAAGAACCUCCGGUUGGAAAAAUGAUACCGAUAUGGUUAAGCCCAAAAAUGAGCAAAGAGAAGAAACAUCAGACAAGGAGAACAGAGGAGUGGCUACAAACAAGCAGAGACAGCGUAAGAAGGAGACUCUUAAGAAUGUUUCAAACCUCCUCCCUCCUCCACCGUCCUCGUCUUCAAACUCAAAGAAAUCAGGCCACAUCCGGAACCACAAAAGGGCUGGUAUUGGUAGAUCGCCCCAACCCCAUCUUGAGGAACAGAGUCAUGAGAAAAUCCUGGGUUCAAGUCCUACUUGCCCCAUAAAAAGUAAUUCUUCUUUGAAGAAGGAGUUGCAACCUGUGAGGUUAAGGCUUCAGAAAUUGAAUAUAGAUAAGGAGAGAACCGACAAGUUGUUGGAUGAGCGUGAUGCCCUUCUGAAGCAGAAGGAGGCUGAGCUCGAGAUCAAGGCAAAAGCUCAGGAAAGGCUUCAGUUGCAGCUUAUACAGUUCCAGAAAUUGAAGGAAUUCAAGAGUGCAUUGAAUUACCCUUUGGAGCAGUCUCUCCGCAUGGUGGAGCUUGCUAAGGAGAAGGAGAAGGAAGAGAAGAUAAAUGAUCCAAAUAGACUGAAGGAGCCUUCUCUGCCAUAUAUUUUGUGGUGCCAAGACCAGUGGAAUCAGAUGAAAUCUGAGAAUCAAAAUAUCCCAUUUAAGGACAUGGGAACAAUUAUGGGAGAGAACUGGAAGGUUUUGAAUGCAGAAGAGAAGAAACGAUACAAUGAUAAAUAUGAGGCUGAAAAGGAAGCAUACCUGCAGGCUGCGGUUCAACAAAAGCAGCAGCAAAACGAGGGAGGCACUGACCCUAACAGGCCAAAGAAGCCCCCAACAUCAUUCCUACUUUCCAGUAACAAAACAAGGGAAAUGCUAGCAAAGGAAAGGCCCGAAGUUAGCAACACAGCCAACAAUGCACUCAUUUCUGCAAAAUGGAAGGAAUUGGAAGAGGCAUGUAAGAAAAAUGGGAUGAUCAGGGAGCAAAAGACGGAGGAGCAAACACAACAUCAAUUCCAAUUCAUUGAAGAAGAGAUGGAAGUGGGCAUGUCUACUGCAAACACAACAUGUUCGUGAUUUGCUUGUUUCCAGAAACAAGGCUAUACAGCUAAAAGUAUGUUCAAUCUUUUACAGUGAACAUAUUAUAUUGGUAAUGAGUUUGAGAUUCAGUCUUUGGAUCAAUUUUUGGUGCUAUGAUCAGAAUUUCCAGGUUUUUAAUAACGUGCUGUUACAACCUAAUUUUCUAAAAUUGGCCUUUGGAUCAAGUUUUACUGAUGCUUCAGGGAAUGAAGCUGGGAUCCCUGGGAUAAGUUAGAUAUUUCACAAACAAAAAUCGCGGUCCCAAGAGGCACGUUAUGUAUAUAAUUUACAAACAAAAAAUAACAGCAGCACGACUCAAGGGACAUGUUAUAUAGAGUUCUAUGAAGUUUUGCAUCAAUUACAAGAUCGGAAGCAAAUUUAAUUCUGGUUUUGGUUUCAAAUAAGAGUUCCAUGUACGGUUUAAUAUAUGGACUUAAAAGUUUUCAAUAUUUAGAAA